AUGUAUCAUCAACUUAGCCGAGUUACUGGCAGGCUUGUGGCCUCAACCCACUUGCAAACCCCACUUUUCCCCGUGGCUCCCGUUGCUUUGCAACGAGUGGAUGCCCCAGCCAUUCAGUACAACACCACGCACAUGUCGACUGUCGCCGACGCGUGCCCAGCCCCUGGCAAGUCUAAGUUGAUCCCCGGCACCAACACCCCUUACGCCCGUAUGUCUGAGAAGGUCAUCCAGCGACAGAAACAAUUCCAGAAAGAGGAUGAUGUCCCUGUGUUCCUGAAGGGGGGUCCCAUUGAUGGUAUCCUGUACCGUUUGACCUUGGCUCUCUGCAUUGUCGGACUUGUUGGUGUCGGCCAGACCAUCUACAGCCACGCUGUACCCAAGAAGUAA
Messenger RNA from Spodoptera littoralis (African cotton leafworm), 387 nucleotides. NCBI's taxonomy places the organism in Eukaryota, Metazoa, Arthropoda, Insecta, Lepidoptera, Noctuidae. The record is from the annotation of a GenBank genome assembly.